Molecule: messenger RNA, 849 nt
Organism: Exserohilum turcica Et28A
Lineage: Eukaryota; Fungi; Ascomycota; Dothideomycetes; Pleosporales; Pleosporaceae
Exons: 1
Coding region: 201-812 (203 amino acids)
Source: RefSeq, a predicted model, not a curated record
CGUACAAACGCAACAUCCAGUGUGUCCCCACACCGGGGCUUGCAGUAAAACACCCGGCGACAAGCCUGUUAUUCGCAAACCGGAGGCUGCAUUCAGAAACGCAAACGUACCUCGCGAGGAACCCGCAAACGCUUACCCUAGACGUGGCCAUCGUCAACGACCAUUGGAUCUGGCCCACAUGGCGAAAUCUCCCGCUGCGAAUGCAAGUAGGCGCCGUGGACAGGAUCGACAUACAUAUUACCCCCUGCUGCACGGACAGCCAGCGAGUACUCCAGACGAAUUGGGACGGGUAUAGCCGCUUAGGCGAGUGGAGAGACGACGACGAUGAGUGGGAACCCAUCAGCAAGAGCUUCGCUUGGCAGCUAAUGAACCCGCUGUGCAACUUAGUCAACGACAAGCAUCUCGACGUUGCCGCCGUCAGCACGCUUGAUACAUUCCUGCAGCACCUCUUCCCCACCCAAUAUGAGCGAACAAGCCCCCGCAUUUCUGGAAUCGAGACGCUGGCCUUUCAUAUCAACACGAGGCGCUAUGGAAAUGGAACCCGGCUGCUGGACGAAUCCGAAGUGCCGCUUCGCACCGUCAACGGCCUUGCGCACCUGGAUUUCAAGCGCCUCUACCCGUGCGAUUUAGACAAGUUAAGGUUUUAUUUCCAAGACAUGCUUGAGUACUUUGAGCUGUGGUUUCGGAAAUGCAAACUCCAGCCGCGCGGCGAGGCGAGCAUCGGAAAGGCCUUGUUCUACGUUGAUGGCGAAGUCGUGAGGGAAAUGGAUCCGCCCAAGUCUACAGUAAACGGCGUCGAGAGCCUCGCAUGACUUGUAUUAUACGAAUAUUUAUAUGGUGGUUUAAUGC